This is a messenger RNA of Solea senegalensis (Senegalese sole), 5379 nucleotides long. It is a transcript of the gene elk1, whose product is annotated as ETS transcription factor ELK1. Gene Ontology annotation, cellular component: nucleus. Lineage: Eukaryota; Metazoa; Chordata; Actinopteri; Pleuronectiformes; Soleidae. Bases 925 to 3012 code for a protein of 695 amino acids. Gene Ontology annotation, molecular function: DNA-binding transcription factor activity, RNA polymerase II-specific; sequence-specific DNA binding. The record is from RefSeq and is a predicted model, not a curated record. The transcript has 12 exons. Gene Ontology annotation, biological process: cell differentiation; regulation of transcription by RNA polymerase II.
GGGCGCGUCGCUCACAACAGGAAAGAGUUGUGGAAACACCUGAGGGAUGAAGUUGGUCUCCGCGGGCGGACGCUGCUCUCCGCUCCCCGAGACUAAACAACCGUCGGCGGGGUUCACUCACUACGUUUCUCUGGUGUCGGAGGCCCGAGGCUCGGCUCCGCCGCCGCCGCCGCCGCGGCAGCAGUGCCAGAGAGCUGACCGAGAGUGGACGAGGCGGAAGGGGGCCAGGCUAGCUGGUUAGCAAGCUGAGCGAACACCCAUAAAGUUGGAUAAAGUUGGCGUCAGUUUGGUGUUUGAGGCUGCGCGAGACCCGAGCCUGGAGGCGUUAGCGUCUCUAGUUAGCGUUGCUGGUUAUCGUGUCUGUUAAACUGCCAUGUUAUGUUAAAGAAACAUUUUAGCACACUGGUUAUCCCGUUAUUAUAUUAAAGUGCGUAUAACAUGUUAGUUAUCGUAGUCGGUUACAUUUCGUAUUAAUAUGUAGCCUGGCUGUUAUACGGUUAUGUCAGUUUGUUAGUUAGCAUGCUAGUUAGCAUCGCUCUGCGCUGUGAAAAAGCCAGGUUUAUUAUUCUCUCAUUCAGACUGUUGUUUUACGACAGCGGCGGACACUUUGUCUCAUUUUAACACCGGACCGUGAGCCGGUGACUUCCCCGUUAACUGUCUCACGUGGAGGAUCGGCGGAACUAACUUUGGUUUGUCCCGGUGUUACACGGGACAGCUGCGGGCCGGGCCGUUAUUUUACGACAGCCGGAAAACAAACUGCUGGUUUGUUUGUGGUCAGACUGAUCCAGAGAGCUGUUGGCUACACAACAACAUCAUCAACAACAACAACAACAACACAGACUACAGAAGAAGAACAGAGAUCAUGGAGGACCUGUGAGUGUGACGUAAUUAAACUACAGGAAGAGACGACCAACACACACAGACAUGAAUGACAUGGACCCGUCCAUCACCCUGUGGCAGUUCUUGCUCCACCUGCUGGAGGACCAGCGUCAAAGUCACCUGAUCUCGUGGACGGGUGAAGAUGGAGAGUUUAAGCUGCUGGACGCUGAGGAAGUGGCUCGACUGUGGGGACUACGCAAGAACAAGCACAACAUGAACUACAACAAGCUGAGCCGAGCCCUGAGAUACUACUACGACAAGAACAUCAUAAAGAAGGUGAGCGGUCAGAACUUUGUUUAUAAGUUUGUCAGUCAGCCUGACCCUUCACUGCCUGAAGAGACUGAUGCUCCGAAGAACGACAAUGUUGACGCUGGCAACCAAUCAAAAUGCCCCGGGGGCGUGUCGCCAGCCUGUCCGUCAAAGACCUUACCUCAGCGCUCGUCGCCCAAAAGUUCCAGAAAUGACUACAUGAGAUCCGGCCUCUACUCCACCUUCACCAUCCACUCACUGCAGGCCACGCCCAGCCCCCGGCCAAUUAGAACAGAGCUGCAGCAGGAGCCCGCCCCCAAGCUCGACCGCAUACCCCGAGAGGUCUCUGUACUGCCAGGGUCUAAAUCAUCAUCAGUAGGUGCUGCUGUAGACUCUUCUCUCCAGGUGAUGGUCACUCAGUCCUCUCCGUGUCCAACUCCGGUGCUCAGUCCUGAAAUUCCGGCCAAUGCCAGCAGCCAAUCACAGAAUCCUCCUGUGAGUGACCCUCCUCAGAUCUAUCUCACCAGUGUCGGGGAUCCCUCCUCCCUCACCCCCCUCAUCCCCCUGCAGGCUCCUGUGGGGGACUCACUGACCCCCCCACAGGAGCCUGCUUCUCACCCGAACCACCCCCCGCAAGUCUUUGUCAUCUUCAACCCCCCUGCCAACCAGCAGCAGCAGCAGGUGGCUAUGACUGCUGCUCCUCCUCCCUCUGUGGCUCCGCCUCCCACUGUUCGUCCCUCCAUUGUUAUCAAGGAGGAGAACCUGCCGUCAGAGGAGGAGCUGCUGGAAAUGGUUUCUCUGGAGGAGAAGCAGGUGGACGAGAAUCCUCCUGUUCCGGCUCCUCCUACUCUGAACGACCCUCCUCACAUCUAUCUCACCAGUGUCGGGGAUCCCUCCUCCCUCACCCCUCUCAUCCCUCUGGGCGGGUCAGCAAGCUCCACCCCUCCACUUCCUGCCUCCGUUGGCAUGAACACGCCACAGCAGGAUGAUUGUGUUGAAGACACUCAAUUCCCUCCUCACCCUCACACUGCUCCGACUCACCCGACCCCACAGGUCUUUGUCAUCAUUAACCCUCCUACCCCCCAGCAGCAGCAGGUGGCUGCUCCUCCUCCCUCUGUGGCCACGCCUCCCACCGUCCGUCCCUCCAUCAUCAUCAAGGAGGAGAACCUUCCGUCAGAGGAGGAGCUGCUGGAGAUGGUUUCUCUGGAGGAGAAGCAGGUAGACGAGGUUCCUCAGUUGAUCUGUGACUCGGGCGACUCACAGCCCCCCCUCACCAUUGUAGAAACCCCGCCCCCUUCCUGCUUGCAGCCCGGGGUCAGAGGUCAGCAGGCCACAGGGGAGGGCGUAGUGGAGAUGGAGAGGAAGGACACACUGACAGAUCCCUCUGUUACUGUGGUGAUCGCCUCCUCCUCUCUCACCUCCUCUUCCUCUUCCUCCUCCUCCUCUCUCUCCUCCUCCUCCUCCUCUCUCUACUCCUCCUGGACAGUAACCCCUCCUGUGACCUCCGCCUCAGACGUUGCCCCUCCAAAACCAAAGAAACCUCGAGGGCUGGAGCUGCCUUCCUCGCCCUCCCUCCCCCCCGGCCUCUCUCUGGAUAAGGUGAACGCAGCCGUGAACAGUCUGCUCGCUCCAACCACCAACACACUGACGCCGACCGUCAUCACGUCACACGCUCUGACUCCGGUCCUGUUGACCCCCAGUCCUCUUCCCUCCACCAUCCACUUCUGGAGCACGCUCAGUCCCAUCGCUCCUCGCUCUCCGGCCAAACUCUCGUUCCAGUUUCCGUCUAACGGCAGCAGUAAUAAUCAGAUCCACAUUCCAGCUCUGAGCGUUGACGGUCUGUCCACUCCCGUCGUCCUCUCUCCUGGUCCUCACAAACCCUGAGCUCGCUCCUCACUCCUCGCUCUUCUAUCAGGUCAGGACUCACCUGACUGUCUCCCCCUGGAGGCCCGGAGGACAACUGCACCUGGACAGCCACUGACACACUCCAGGAACAGGAAGUGUGGCGCUCAGACAGGAACUUGUUGAAGGCCUUGUUCCCUCAGCGUGAGUGCUGUGGUGAGCACUGCUCGUCAUAUGAACGAGGGAUUCUUCUUCUUUUUUUCUGUGGACUGUCAAUGAUAUGAGAACGUUAACGUCUGAGGGACGACGUGAUUUUUUUUUUUUCAUGUUUUCAGGAGGGUGAUCCAUGUCAAAGUGGGCGUGUUUGAUUUUCACACCCUGCCAUCGUCUCUGCUGGUUUCCUUCACAAACGUGAUUUUUCCUGGCCACGCCCCCUCACAUGUAUGCAUGUCCUGUUAUUGGACUGAUGUCCUCAGCAUGACUUUGAACGGACCAAGCACAGAGCAGAGACGAUGAUGAUGAUGAUGAUGAUGAUAAAGAUCAUCAGAGUCAUUUCUCUUUAAAGUGUUUGGAUGUUUGUUUUCUGACAUGUGGUCAUGUGACUCCUGGUGAGUGAAUCUUUUUGAUGACGACGACGGUCGUUUUCCUCGGGCAGCUCUGAUUGGUCCAUAUUUUUCCUGAACGCUUUGUUGGCGACCUGCAGUGAUGAUGUCACAGACAAAGGUGUAAUGACGUGCUGGCAGUGCAGGGGGCGCUGACGAGGUCACACAUGAUUUGUUGUUGAUACAAAUGUAGAAACAUUGUAUGUUUACGUUGUUGAUGAAUAUUUAGCUGCUACAUUAGCCAGCAGCCGUGAUAUUAGCUAGAUGAGGAUUUUUUUUUUAGCUUCGAAGGUCGUGACCUUACGUCCCAGUUAGAAAACAAGUGUUUAUCAUAUAUUUUACUUAUGAUCUAUAAUCAGUAAUAUUUUAAAAAAUUAAAUUGUGGCUGUUUUUGUAGAUGUAAAUACUUAGCAUUAGCUCCUCUUUAGCUUCAGUCAGCGAGGAUGUGCUUGUCACUGAGAGCUCGUCACUGAUAGCCGUUAGCACCCCCUCUGCAUGAAACAAAGCACUUUUUAGUACAUUGACAUUUACAGGGAGACUCUCCGUGGGCGGGGCUCCCUGCAGCACAGAUGCAUUGUGGGUCACGUGUAAAUGUGUGGCUACAUUGAAAACUGCAGGGGGAAAAAUCAGCUGCAAAACUUAAAAAGUUUUAUUUAAAAAAAAAUUUAUCAAAGUGAAAAGUGAUAAUCACGACUUCUUUACGACUGUUGUUGUUUGUGAUGCUAACUGCUAGCACUGUUGUUACCACGCUAACCUUACCUGACUGUUGCUGUUAUUGUUGCUGAUGCUCCUCGUGGUGGCGCUGUUUACAUGUUUAUCUAUGCUUCUGUGUGUGUGACCACCAGUCUGUAACACACACACACAGGUGUUGAGUGUCAGGACGUGAGUGAAGCUCGUGAAUCAGCUGACUGUGACUGACUGAUGUGGAGUGAGUAAAUAUAACGGUGACGAUCAUGAUGUCACAGGUGUGUGUGUGACCUGCAGUCAGCGUUGAGCGUCACUUCCUGUCCUGACCUCUGACUGUUUGACAGCAUGAAUCUAUUUUUAUAUCAGAGAAAUGUUUCUUCUAUUUUGUCGAUAAAGUUUUGACGUCGCCGCCAUGGAAACAGACGCUGCAUGAUGAUCAAUAAGCCAUGAAUGGUUUCUCUCACCAGCACAACUCCACCCAUGUUGUUUUUAUACGGAUCAGCUGCAGCCGUGAAUUCUGGGUAAUUCUGGGUCACGUGACACGUGUAUUGAUAAGCGAUCGAUAUCAUAUGAUCGGUGUGUCUGUUUCUUGAUCUUUUUAUUCGUUCACUCAUUGCAGUGACUGUUACCGUGAAAACGGUGCUUGACUUCUGGCUCCUCCCACAGCCUUGCUGUCUGAGCAUGAGUGUGAGGGGGCGUGUCAUCAGCUGCUGGAGCCCUGCUUGGAUGAUUAUCACGGGAUGUGUCGUUGACCUUUUGUCUGGUCAUACUGAGCGAGUGUCCCAUGAUGCUUUGCAGCAGGAUGAAGUCACACAGGAAGUGACUGUACAUAUUUGAAUCUUUAUUCUAGACUGACGUGUUCGUCAUGUUGGGCUUUUUUUCUGUGGUGCGUCGUUGCUGUCAGAUCCUGCGUGGCUCCGCCCCUCCUCACCAGUGAUUGGCUGAGGAGUUUAUUGUGUAAAGGGGCGGGGUCUGCUGUUAUUUUUCUGAGACGCAGCUCCACGUGUCCACGUGUUUACUGGAAAAUGUCAAACGUAACUAUUUUUCUGGACUUUGAUGUAGAUGUUCCUGUUUUUUACAAACGAAGUAAGUACGAUAAUAAAAAUUAUUUUGUUCUGAG